Messenger RNA from Centrocercus urophasianus (Greater sage-grouse), 4377 nucleotides. It is a transcript of the gene RAPH1, whose product is annotated as Ras association (RalGDS/AF-6) and pleckstrin homology domains 1. Lineage: Eukaryota; Metazoa; Chordata; Aves; Galliformes; Phasianidae. Gene Ontology annotation, cellular component: plasma membrane; cytosol. The record is from RefSeq and is a predicted model, not a curated record. Gene Ontology annotation, biological process: signal transduction.
CGUGCCUGCCGUCUCUGCCCUCUGAGCUGCGGGGGAUCGCCGCCGUCCUCCCGCCGGGGGCUCCCCGAGCCGGGGCGAGAUGGAGCAAUUAUCAGAUGAAGAGCUUGACCAUGGUGCAGAAGAAGACAGUGAUAAGGAAGAUCAGGAUCUGGACAAGAUGUUUGGGGCCUGGCUAGGAGAACUGGACAAACUCACACAGAGUUUGGAUUCAGACAAGCCUGUGGCACCAGUGAAGAGAUCACCUCUCCAUCAAGAAACCAACCUUGCCAACUUCUCAUAUCGUUUCUCCAUGUACAAUUUGAAUGAAGCUCUUAAUCAGGGGGAGACUGUGGAUCUAGAUGCACUCAUGGCUGAUCUCUGCUCCAUAGAGCAGGAACUCAGCAGCAUUGGGUCUCAUUCAGCAAAUAAUACUGCAGUGAAACGCCUUGCCACAGAAUCCAAAGUUCAGAAACCACCUAGUAGCCGUCCUUCUACUAAGCAUGGCAGUAUGAAAGGAUUAUCCUCUUCAUCUGGUAAGGUUACUAAACCAUCACAUGCCAACGUUUCUUUGGAUGACAUCACUGCACAAUUAGAGAAAGCUUCUUUGAGCAUGGAUGAGGCAGCCCAGCAGUCUGUAGCAGAAGAUGCCAAACCAGUAGUUAAUGCCCAGCACAGGAGGACAGCAUCUGCUGGCACAGUGAGUGAUGCUGAGGUGCGCUCAAUCAGUAACUCCUCCCGUUCCAGCAUAACUUCUGCAGCUUCCAGCAUGGACUCUUUGGAUAUCGAUAAGGUGACAAGACCUCAAGAACUGGACUUAACAUCACAAGGGCAACCAAUCACCGAGGAGGAACAGGCUGCUAAAGUGAAAGCUGAGAAGAUUAGAGUGGCGUUAGAGAAGAUUAAAGAGGCACAAGUGAAAAAGUUGGUGAUCAGAGUCCACAUGUCUGAUGACAGCUCAAAAACAAUGAUGGUGGAUGAGAGGCAGACAGUGAGACAAGUAUUAGACAAUCUGAUGGACAAAUCACAUUGUGGUUAUAGUUUAGACUGGUCGUUGGUGGAAACCAUCUCUGAAUUGCAGAUGGAAAGGAUCUUUGAAGAUCAUGAAAAUUUAGUUGAAAAUCUUCUCAAUUGGACGAGAGACAGUCAAAACAAGCUAAUGUUUGUGGAACGUAUAGAGAAAUACGCACUUUUUAAGAAUCCCCAGAACUAUCUCCUGGGGAAAAAAGAAACCUCUGAGAUGGCAGACAGAAAUAAAGAGGUGCUGCUAGAGGAAUGUUUCUGUGGAAGUUCUGUAACUGUGCCAGAAAUUGAAGGAGUUCUGUGGCUGAAAGAGGAUGGUAAGAAGUCUUGGAAGAAACGUUACUUUCUUCUACGAGCUUCAGGAAUCUACUAUGUUCCUAAGGGGAAGGCAAAGGUCUCGCGGGAUCUCGUGUGCUUUCUACAGCUAGAUCAUGUCAACGUUUACUACGGACAGGACUAUCGGAACAAAUACAAAGCUCCCACAGACUACUGCUUAGUGCUGAAGCAUCCUCAGAUCCAGAAGAAAUCCCAGUAUAUCAAGUAUCUUUGCUGUGAUGAUGUAAGAACUCUACACCAAUGGAUCAAUGGCAUCCGCAUUGCUAAGUAUGGGAAGCAACUGUAUAUGAACUAUCAAGAUGCACUAAAGAGAACAGAAUCGGCAUAUGACUGGACUUCCUUGUCUAGCUCCAGUAUCAAGUCAGGCUCCAGCUCAUCUAGUUUGCCAGAAUCUCAAUCAAAUCAUUCUAAUCAAUCUGACAGUGGAGUUUCUGACACCCAGCCAACUGGACAUGUCCGUUCCCAAAGUAUUGUCAGCUCCAUGUUCUCUGAGGCCUGGAAGCGAGGCACGCAACUGGAGGAAUCCAGCAAGGUGCGAAUGGAGCCUGCAGGUCGGCCCUUCAUCUCUGUUGCACCUCCUGUGUCCCCACAGACAAAAGUGGUGACCCCCUAUUCAGCAUCACAGCCAUCCCCCCCCCCCCCCGCCCCCGGGCCUGCCCCUCCUCCGCCGCCACCUCCGCUCCCCAGCCAGGCCGCCCCAUCUGCUGCCUCACCUGCUGCCAUGUUUGUUAAGUACAGCACCAUCACCAGGCUGCAGAAUGCUGCCCAGCACGGUGGGCCUUUUUCCAAGGCCCCUGCUGCUGCACAGCAGCCCCCCCCGGCCCCUCCCUCCUCAGGGAAGGCCCAGGUACGGGUGCCGCCCAAUGGAGUCAUGCCACCUCCCCCCCCCCCUCCUCCUCCCCCCACACCGGGCUCAGCCAUGGCACAACUGAAGCCGGCACCUGUUGCCCCCUCUGUACCACAGUUCACACCUCCACCACCCCCUCCCAAAAUCCAUCAGGUUCAACCAAAUAUAAGUCAGGUGGCUGCUGCUGCCUCACCAUUGCCACCACCUCCUCCCCCUGUGCCUGCCCCACCACCACCCCCAGCACCCCCAAAGCCUCUCAUGACAGCUGUCCCCCCCCCGCCGAGCAGGGAAGCAGCGUCACCAGGGGUCUCACACAUCACCUCCCCUGUGCCAGUUCCCUUGCCUCUUGCAAGUAAGAAACAGCCAAGUGUCACAUCUCCCCAGGUGCCUCCGCUGCCCCCGGCCCCUCUGGGCCCCACUCCUCCCCCAACAUUUCCAAAGCAGCAGAGUUUUUCUAUGAAGCCUCCCCCAUCACCUCAGUCCCCAGUGCCGUCAGUAGUGAAGCAGAUAGUCAGCCAGUUCCCACCUCCUCCCACCCCACCUGCCACUGAGCCCCAGCCUCUGAAACCCCUUCCUUUGAGUGUGGCUCCCCAGUCACCUCCAGCGGUGAAGGCAAAACCCAAAUGGCAGCCUGCCUCUGCUCCCUCACCGGAUUUCCCACCUCCUCCACCAGAGAGCAGCUUAGUGUUUCCUCCUCCGCCUCCUUCCCCAGCUACCUCUGCAGGUUCUCCCCCCCCUGACAAAUCAGGGUCUCCAGUCAAAAAGACCAGCAAGACAUCAAGCCCUGGAGCAAAGAAACCGCCUCCAACACCUCAGCGGAACUCCAGCAUCAAGUCCACCAGCUCCACUGAGUACAGUGAGUCCAAGAGACCUUCAGUGGACCGCCUUGUCAGCAAAUUUGCACACCCACCAGAGCCAUCAGGGUCUCCAUCAAAGGAGUCAUCACCUCCUGUGGCCCCUCCAAAGCCCGGAAAGCUCAAUCUCUCUGGUGUGAGCUUGCCCAUCGUCCUUCCGCAGGGAGGGAUCCCGGCCAAGGCUCUUGCUCCAGGUGUAUCAGGGAAGGAACCUAUGGUUGAGUUUCCUUCUCCGCCGUCGGAUUCAGACUUUCCACCACCACCACCUGAAAUAGAUCUUCCUCUCCCCCCCGUUGAGAUACCAUCUGUGUUUUCAGGCAGCACUUCUCCAAAAGUUGCUGUGGUCAACCCUCAGCCUCAGGCGUGGUCGAAACCAUCAGUUAAAAAAGCUCCACCACCCACACGUCCGAAGCGGAACGACAGCACUCGGCUGACACAGGCAGAUGUCGCAGAGUCACCGGCAACACCUGGCCCCCAAGUGCCCACUUCACCCAAGUCUAGCCUUAGCGUUCAGCCAGGAUUCCUGGCAGACCUCAACCGGACGCUGCAGCGGAAAUCCAUCACCCGGCACGGCUCCCUCUCCUCUGCCCGGAUGUCCAGAGCAGAGCCCACUGCCACCAUGGACGACAUGGCCUUGCCACCGCCCCCACCGGAGCUUCUGGCCGAUCAGCAGAAGACGAGCAGCUUCGGGGGCAGCCACAUAUCUGGCUAUGCAACAUUACGGAGGGGGCCACCCCCCGCGCCUCCCAAGAGGGAUCAGAACACUAAGUUGUCACGGGACUGGUAGUCGGUCACCCGGGGCCGGUGCUCUCCAUGACUUGUGGCUGCUCUGUGACCAGCCAACCCGUGAUGUUGUGCACUUGGAGAGAAUGUGGGGACGUGGAUAAUAGCCCUGUCAAAAGAGGUGAUCUCAAACUGUAGUCAAGGCUAAAGAUAGACAUUCCCCCCUCAUGGCUAGGCCAAAACAGUUGGGGGCAGGGGGUUGUCAGUAUUUUAUUGGGGGAGGUGGGUAGAGAGGUGUUGACUUAACAUUUUCAAUUUCUUUUACCCUUCAUAUGGAUUGGACCAAAAUCCCUUUUUCUUACUUUUUCUGCAUUUGGGGGGGAAGAUAAUUUUUUGUAGUGUCUGUCCAUGUGAGACAUGUUUGUGCAUGUAUUAUAAGUGUAGGUAUAUAAUAUAUUGUGAUAUAUUUCAUUGCAAUUAUAGAAGAUAACCAGAAUGUUUUUGUAGAUCUGUAUUUAUUGUUUCAGUCGCUAUGUUAUUGGGAAUCGGACUCUGUAACCAAUCUGAUUGUAAAGAUGAAACUGUCGGGGGCACUUUAAAGAAAGAAGGAGAAAGGAA